AUGUCCACGCCGGGUCCCGAGCUAAACCGCUGCCCUGUCGAAGGCUGCGACUGGGAACCCAGGACAGCCGGCAACUGUGUACAACGUCACAUUUCCAUUCGCCAUGGGAAACAGAUGCCCUGCGGGGCAUACGUCCUUAAGGGCAACGACCGCAAUGGGCAAGAUCGCGUCAGAGGGCAUCAAGAUGGCUGCCGCGAAUGCCAGCAAGACGUCAAGGAUCCGGUCGAAAACGAAACGGACAACAGCACCACUAGCUCCCCCGAGCCCAGCUUAGGAAUUGGCAGUGACAUCAGAGAAAUUCAUGGAAGCAUCAACAUCAACAAAAUGACAGUUCACGGAACCAUCAUUCACAACCUCGUCGUCUCUCAGACAAACAUUCCCACGGCCUCGACCUAG
Molecule: messenger RNA, 396 nt
Organism: Colletotrichum spaethianum
Lineage: Eukaryota; Fungi; Ascomycota; Sordariomycetes; Glomerellales; Glomerellaceae
Exons: 1
Coding region: 1-396 (131 amino acids)
Source: RefSeq, a predicted model, not a curated record